Messenger RNA from Choloepus didactylus (southern two-toed sloth), 954 nucleotides. Its product is annotated as inorganic pyrophosphatase. The record is from RefSeq and is a predicted model, not a curated record. The coding region runs from base 1 to 870 and encodes 289 amino acids. Gene Ontology annotation, cellular component: extracellular exosome; cytoplasm. Gene Ontology annotation, molecular function: magnesium ion binding; inorganic diphosphate phosphatase activity. Gene Ontology annotation, biological process: phosphate-containing compound metabolic process. Lineage: Eukaryota; Metazoa; Chordata; Mammalia; Pilosa; Megalonychidae. The transcript has a single exon.
AUGAGUGGCUUUAGUACUGAGGAGUGCACCAUGCCCUUUACCCUCGAGUAUCGAGUCUUCCUCAAAAAUGAAAAAGGACAACAUAUAUCUCCAUUUCAUGAUAUUCCAAUUUAUGCAGAUAAGAGUGUGUUCCACAUGGUGGUUGAAGUACCACACUGGUCUAAUGCAAAAAUGGAGAUUGCUAUGAAGGACCCUUUAAACCCAACUAAACAAGAUGUGAAAAAAGGAAAACUCCGUUAUGUUGCAAAUUUGUUCCCUUAUAAGGGAUAUAUCUGGAACUAUGGCGCCAUCCCUCAGACUUGGGAAGACCCAGGACACAAUGAUGAACACACUGGCUGUUGUGGUGACAAUGACCCAAUUGAUGUGUGUGAAAUUGGGAGCCAGGUAUGUGCAAAAUGUGAAAUAAUUGGGGUAAAAGUUUUGGGCAUCUUGGCUAUGAUUGACAAAGGGGAAACUGACUGGAAAUUCAUUGCCAUUGAUGUGGAUGAUCCUGAUGCAGCCAAUUAUAAUGAUAUUAAUGAUGUCAAAUGGUUGAAACCUGGCUACCUAGAAGCCACUGUGGACUGGUUUAGAAGGUACAAGUUUCCUGAUGGAAAACCAGAGAAUGAGUUUGCUUUCAAAGUAGAAUUUAAAGAUAAGGACUUUGCAACUGAUGUAAUUAAAAGCACUCAUGACCAUUGGAGAGCAUUAGUGAGUAAGAAAACCAAUAGAAAAGGAAUCAGUUGCAUGAAUACAACAGUGUCUGACAGCCCCUUCAAGUGUGAGCCCGAAUCUGCCAAAGCCAUUGUGGAUGCUUUACCACCACCUUGUGAAUCUGCCUGUACACUCCCAACAGAUGUGGAUAAAUGGUUCCAUCACCAGAAAAACUAAUGAAAUUUCUCUGGAAUACAAGCUGAUACUGCUGCAUUCUUUUCAUCUGGAAGUAUCAGUUGCAAAAGUAGUAGCUUUUCAAAG